Messenger RNA from Camellia sinensis, 3290 nucleotides. The record is from RefSeq and is a predicted model, not a curated record. Lineage: Eukaryota; Viridiplantae; Streptophyta; Magnoliopsida; Ericales; Theaceae.
AAAAAUAUAUAUAGUACAUUUGCUGGUUAUAUAACAUUAACUAAUAAGUUGUGUGUUCUCUCAAGCACUUAAAAAAAUGUCCUCUCGACUUCUUGCUUCACUCAUUGUAAUCAUUUUGUUGGCUGCUUUUGCCUCCGAUGCCACUCUUCCCUUGUCUGAAGUGGAAGCUCUAAAGGAAAUAGGAAAGUCGUUGGGAAAGAAUGAUUGGAAUUUCAGUGUAGAUCCAUGCAGUGGAGAAUCGGGUUGGGCCAAACACCCUGAUCUUGACUCGUUUCAGAAUGCUGUCAAAUGUGGUAACUGCACCUCCGAUAACACCACAUGCCAUGUUGUCACCAUAGUUCUCAAAGCACUAGAUUUGAGUGGCGUUCUCCCCCGAGAAUUGGUCAAACUCCCUCAUCUCCUAGAAUUUGACAUCUCCAAGAAUUACGUUAAUGGUACUAUCCCUCCAGAAUGGGGUUCCUUGCCACGAAUAAUGCACAUAUCCCUAUUAGGAAAUCGAAUAACAGGUUCAAUUCCAAAAGAAUUAGGAAACAUCACUACACUUGAAAGCAUAGUCCUCGAGUUCAAUCAGCUGCAUGGGCCACUUCCUCAGGAGUUUGGUAACCUUACCCGCCUUGAGAAACUGAGUUUAACAUCGAAUUAUUUUUCUGGGGAGUUGCCGCGAACACUAGCAAAGUUGACCACUUUGAAGGAUUUUCGGAUCGGGGACAACCUCUUUAUAGGAAGCAUACCCAAUUUCAUCCAAAACUGGAUACAUCUUCGAAAUUUAUAUAUCCAGGCUAGUGGUUUGGAUGGUCCAAUUCCUUCUGGCAUUGCUGUUUUGACAAAUAUGAGUGAAUUAAGAAUUAGUGACUUGAAUGGAACUAAAGUAUCUACUUUUCCACCCCUCAAUAACAUGAGAUACCUGCGGACGCUGAUGUUGACAAGUUGUAACAUUAUUGGAAGCUUACCAGAGUAUCUUGGGACAAUGAACAAUUUAACAAUUUUAGACCUCAGCUUUAACAAACUAAGUGGAGAAAUUCCAAAGAACUUCGUCAAUCCAAACGCUUCAAUUUCCAUUUAUUUAAUUGGCAACUUGCUGAAUGGAUCUGUGCCUGACUGGAUGCUGCGUGGGCUGAACCUCAAAGUUGAUCUUUCAUAUAACAACUUUAGCUCAACAAGGAAUUCAAUUUGCCAAGAAAAUGUGAACUUGUUUGAAAGCUCUUCAGAGGACAAUGCUUUUGGAAUUCUUUCUUGCAAUCGUAGCUCUCGUUGUCCACGAUAUUGGUCCUCCUUCCAUAUAAAUUGUGGUGGAAGUGAAGUAGUUGUUGAGGGAAAAACAUAUGAAGAAGAUACAAAUUCAGCAGGGUCUUCAAGGCUUUUCAUAAGCCAAACUAAUUGGGCAUUUAGCAUCACUGGUGACUUUUUGUUUGAUCAUCGCCCUUUAAAGACAUACAUUUGGACAAAUACUUCGAGGCUCUCUAUGAAGAAUUCCGAGUUGUACAUGAAUGCACGACUUUCUCCUCUAUCCCUGACUUACUAUGGUUUUUGUCUACAAAAUGGAAACUAUACUGUAAGCCUUCACUUUGCAGAGAUCAUGUUUACUAAUGAUAAAACAUAUGCCAGCCUUGGAAGACGCAUAUUUGAUGUUUACAUUCAGGGAAAGCGGGUGCUGAAGGAUUUUAAUAUUGAACAUGAAGCAGGUGGGGUUGAUACGGAAACCAUAAAAAAAUUUACGGCAGAAGUGAAUAAAAGCACAUUAGAUAUACGAUUCUAUUGGGCAGGAAGAGGGACAACCUCGAUCCCUUUCAAAGGAGUAUACGGUCCUCUUAUUUCAGCCAUUUCUGUGAAUCCUAAUUUUGAUCCAUUAGAGAAUAGGAGUAAUGCAUCUGCAUCAGGAAAGGGAAAUACUAUAUCUGCAGGCAAUAUAGUUGGAAUUGUGGCUGGAGUAGUAUUUGCUAUCUUCCUAAUGCUGGGUAUUCUUUGGUGGAAAGGAUGUCUACAACACAAUAAUACGAUGGAACAUGAUCUGAAGGGUCUAGACCUACAUACUGGUUCAUUUACCUUAAGGCAAAUUAAAGCUGCCACAAAGAAUUUUGAUGUUGCUAAUAAGAUUGGAGAGGGUGGUUUUGGUCCGGUGUACAAGGGCCUUUUAUUGGAUGGCACUAUGAUUGCUGUGAAACAGCUUUCUUCCAAAUCAAACCAAGGAAAUCGUGAGUUUGUGAAUGAGAUAGGCAUGAUUUCUGCCUUACAGCACCCUAAUUUGGUAAAGCUCUAUGGAUGUUGCAUUGAAGAAGAUCAACUGUUGCUAGUAUAUGAGUACAUGGAAAACAACAGCCUUGCUCGUGCUUUGUUUGGACCUGAAGAACACCGGUUAACACUAGAUUGGCCAACUAGGAACAGGAUCUGUAUUGGUAUUGCAAAAGGUUUGGCUUAUCUACAUGAAGAAUCAAGACUGAAGAUUGUCCACAGAGACAUCAAGGCCACUAAUGUGUUGCUUGAUAGAAAUCUUAAUCCUAAGAUAUCCGACUUUGGUCUUGCAAAGCUUGAUGAAGAAGAGAAUACCCACAUAAGCACUCGGAUUGCGGGAACUUAUGGGUAUAUGGCACCUGAAUAUGCAAUGUGGGGUUACUUAACUGACAAGGCGGAUGUUUAUAGUUUUGGAGUUGUGGCCUUAGAAAUUGUUUGUGGGAGGAGUGCCACUGGUAGUUAUAGGAGAAAGGAGGAUUUCAUUAAUCUUCUUGAGUUGGCACUAGACUUAAAAGAGAAAGGGAAUUUGAUGGAGCUAGUGGAUCCGAGGUUGAAAUCAGAUUUCAACAAAGAACAAGUGAUGGUGAUGCUUAAUGUAGCUCUGCUAUGCACUAAUGCCAUAGCAACAAUUAGGCCUACGAUGUCUUCAGUGGUAAGCAUGCUCGAAGGCAAAGCCGAGGUUCAAAGUUUUUCAAUUGAUGGAAUAGAGCCCGAGAAGACAGAUAAUCGGUUCCAAUACAGCCCUGAAAUGAGCACGAGUGACAGCCAUUGCCACGGUGUCUCAACUGAUAGGCCAUGGACUGACACCACAUCUACCUCUGAUCUUUACCCACUCAAUUUGAGUUCUCAAUGGCAAAUGAGAGAUUGAAGUGUUUGUUACACAUCCUCUCAAUUGUUUUUGCAUAUGUAUAGACAUUGCAGUUGUAUGUCCAUUUUGUUAUGUUUUUCUGACUACUAUUUUUUUUCUCUCUUUACUUUCUUAGUGCUUGAAUCCAUAUGAAUGCAUGUCAGACUCUGUAAAGCAAGAGUCGGUUAUUUUAGAUUCUUUGUUUUUGGUCCAA